AUGAGUUUGCUUGACUCGUCAUGGUUCACAGACAGACCAAUUCAUCCAGAUAAGCAGCCCAAAAAGAUUCCUAUGACGGAAUGGGAAUACCAAGAAAAACACGGCCUUGAUAGCCAAAAGGAUAUUGAUAGUGAUUUUUCUGAUCCAUCAACUUUCUCAUUUUCAAGUGAUCAAUCGAUGGACUCGGAUGGGCCAGCACCACCAAAGAAGGAAAGACCGCCAUUAAAUACUUCAGACCCAGAAAAAUUGGAGAAGCACUAA
Trichomonas vaginalis G3 is the source of this 261-nucleotide messenger RNA. RefSeq lists its product as uncharacterized. The record is from RefSeq and is a predicted model, not a curated record. The transcript has a single exon. Lineage: Eukaryota; Parabasalia; Trichomonadida; Trichomonadidae. The coding region runs from base 1 to 261 and encodes 86 amino acids.